UAAUUUUUAAUAAAUUUAUGUGUUCCAGAUGCUCAAUAAAUGCAAAAAUGACUGAAAUUCUAGAAUUCCACGGCCCAGGGGAAGGGAGGAUUAAGGAGGUUCGUGUGAAGCCAGGAACCUAUUUAUCUAUCGGGAAAAUAAUUCUUCUCUACCAACAGGAUGGGAAGCAGAUUGUUCACAAGUUCAAGUCAGGUAAGGUUGGUAAGGUUGAAGAGAUACUUGUAAAAGCAAACGAAGAAUUGAAACCUGGAGCACAGAUUCUCAAAAUAACCGGAGGCUGCACUCAUCCAACAAUUAUGAAGGAUAUGUGUGCGGAAUGUGGAGCAGAUCUAAGAAAUGAGGAUACAAGAGAACCUAUGGCUGCCAGUGUAUCUAUGGUGCACUCAAUACCUGAAUUAAAGGUGUCUAACUCUGAGGCAGCAAGUCUAGGUCUGGAGGAUCAGAAAAGGUUGUUAAAGUCACGUAAACUGGUUCUUCUGGUAGACCUGGAUCAGACCCUGAUCCACACAACCAACGAUAAUAUUCCUCCAAAUAUAAAAGAUGUUUAUCACUUCCAACUCUACGGUUCAAGAUCACCCUGGUAUCAUACUAGAAUACGACCUCGGACCAAAGAGUUUCUGUCGAAUAUCUCUCAUCUUUACGAGUUUCAUAUUUGCACGUUCGGAGCUCGCCUGUACGCGCACACUAUAGCUGCAUACUUAGAUUUUUUCCCCAAUCUUCAAAAUAAAAUGUUAAAAUAGUUUUGUGAAAAUAACGUUUUGUAGACUGCAAAUAUGUCAGCUCUGUUCCCCUGUGGGGACAGUAUGGUCUGUAUCAUUGAUGACAGGGAGGAUGUAUGGAACUUUGCUCCUAACCUGGUUCAUGUUAAACCAUAUCAUUUCUUCCAACACACUGGAGAUAUCAACGCCCCACCUGGACUCUCUAAAAAGGAGAAUGAUGAGAAAGAGGGGAUUGAUUUUAACAAGUUAGAGACCAAGAAAAAGAACUGUUUGCCGAAGACUAAAGAGACUGUUCCUGAUAAAGAUGAAGAUUCAAGCAGUGAAGACGACCCAACAGAGGAAAAGACUGAUGUGCGCCGUGAGAGUAUUGAUAUGCCUAUGCUUGAUGAAUCUUCCAAUCAUGCCACUACAAAUGGAACUGUGACUAAGAAAAGCAAAGACGGAGAACAGAACAAAGACGGAGAACAGAGCAAAGAUGGAGAACAGAACAAAGACGGAGAACAGAACAAAGACGGAGAACAGAGCAAAGACGGAGAUAAGAGCAAAGACGUAGCCGUGAGCAAAGACAGAGAAAAGAGCAAUGAUGUAGCAGAGAGCAAAGACGUAGAAAAGAGUAAAGACGAUAAAAGCCUGGAAGAAAACACAGACGUAGAGAAGAGUAAGAAAGAUAAUUCUGUCGAGGAGGUUAAUCAUGAUCUUGAGAUGAGUGACAGUGAAGAUAGCAAGGACAGUAUGGGUAAACAGAUGUCUGAUGAAGAAGAAGAUUCAUCAAAGGAUUUACUCGACAUUGAGGACCCUGAUGACUAUCUUCAUUAUCUGGAAGAUAUCCUCAAAACUUGCCACAAGGCCUACUAUGACCUGUACGACCAGAUGCCUGGUGAAAGUGAAGUACCUGACCUUAAAACUGUUAUUCCAUAUGUCAAGCGGAAAGUUCUCCAGGGAAUGUCCCUGGUUUUCUCUGGCAUAGUUCCAACACAAGUACCUUUAGAGAAAUCCAAACCAUUCCUGCUCGCUAAAUCAUUAGGAGCUAGCGUGUACCCAAACCUAAACAGUAAAACAACUCACCUGGUGGCAGCUAGGCUGGGAACUGCUAAGAUAAAUGAUGCAAAGAAGAAGGGUGAUGUAUGUAUUGUAACCCCGGACUGGCUUUGGGCAUGCGCAGAACGAUGGGAGAGAGUGGACGAGAGAUUAUUUCCUCUUGGUAAGAGCAGUAAUGUGACGCGGCAACCUCCAGCUCACUGCUCAAGUCCUGAGAUUGCUUUUUCGGAGAGAUGCAAGGAUAUAGACUUGGAAAAUCCAGUAUUCCAACGGUUGCCGAGUGUAUCAGAAACUGUCUCUGAUCCCUUCCUGGCGUUUUCUACCGAGGAUAUUGAAGGAAUGGAUCGGGAAGUCGAGGAUAUUCUUUCAGGAGAAUCUGACUCAGAAAAGGGAAGUGGUCCGGAGGACGAUGAGCCUCAGGACGAGGACGAAGUGGAGAUGAGACCGUCCUCUAGCACUAGUGAGGACAGUUUUACAGAAGACGUCCCUAGAGGACACAAGAGAAAAUCCGGAGAUUUGGAUUAUGAUCAGGAUGAGGACAGCAACUGCGAAGCACCCUUGAUGAAGUUUCAGCGGGGGGAGAAGGUUCCCAGCGAUUUCGAGGUUGAGGAGCAGAGUGAUGAUGAUGAUGAAGAUAUCGGAGGUCAGGAGGAUUGGAGCCUUAUGGGAGCCGAUCUAGAGAGGGAGCUGGACAAAUAAGAAGCGCCGAUACGAUAAAUAGCUUUAGCUUUGCGUGAAAAGCUUCAUCUUAAACCGUCCACCGAUAAAACUUGUAUUUGUAGGCGUAAAUUCUCCAGAUUUUAACUAAUACCUUACUUAGAAGAACUAACUAACUUCAUUUUGGUUAAAGGGGACAUUUUUAAGCAUUUUUUAAAGGGGUUUAAGUGUUUUUUUAUUUGUAGCUUUUUCCUGAAACCAGUGUUUGUUGUUUAAUCGAAAACGGGUGAUAUAUACUAAAAUAUAUCUUAUGAAUUCCUUCCUUCACUUUUUCUUUCAUGCAUUUUUGGAAACGGUUUCCAAAGUCUUUCUUCGGAUAUUAAUUUGGAUUUAAAAAAGACAAUUGAUAUUAUACUUAUUAUGAAUAAUUCCCCCGAAUCUUAUUGAUGUUGAAUAUUGAUUUGCUUCAUUUGACGUCCAAACGAUCCCUCCGACGAUCCCUCCAAACGAUCCCUCCAAACGAUCCCUCCGACGGAAAUUUAAAAAGCUUGAUUUUAUGAAACGAACUCGGAAAUAUAAUCGAUGCUACAA
Eurytemora carolleeae is the source of this 3005-nucleotide messenger RNA. It is a transcript of the gene Fcp1, whose product is annotated as RNA polymerase II subunit A C-terminal domain phosphatase-like. The record is from RefSeq and is a predicted model, not a curated record. NCBI's taxonomy places the organism in Eukaryota, Metazoa, Arthropoda, Copepoda, Calanoida, Temoridae. Gene Ontology annotation, molecular function: RNA polymerase II CTD heptapeptide repeat phosphatase activity. The transcript is spliced from 24 exons.